AUGCCAACCGCCCGCAAGCGCUCCGCGCAGGAGCUCGACGCCAACAGUGCGCAGCAGCCCGAGCAGCCAUCCAUACUGCAACGCCUUCGUAAUAUGUGGCAGUUCGCCAAUCUAUACCAGUUCAUCCUGCUCUUCGGAUCGGCGCUGAAGUUGGAUGACAACAUGGACAUUGAGGAUUUUGAGGCCGAAUGUCUCAAGCCAGGUUCCAUGAAGUUACAGGAUAUCGGCCUUGGCCUGCUCAAGUUUCUCUCAUCGCACCGGGGCCUUACGUAUGUUCCCAAGUCCUUUUCCGGACUGCUCCCGGUUGCCCCGUCUCCGAGCACAUCGCUUACUUGCCGCAGUCACGAGUUGUUUGAUGAGUAUACCAGACGACAGUUCCUGGCGAAGGCACCCGAAAAAAAUCCAUUCGGAACUGAAGAAACUCCUCUCAGGUUUGCCGAUUUCGAUGUCUUUAAGAAGAUCCGUGUCCUGCAACAAAUGACGCAAUUGGUCAUGAUGCAUCCAGAGCGCCUUCGGGAGAAAACACAAGAACAGAAGGACACCGAGCAGACAAAUUGGCGAAUCGAACCAUAUGGCUGGGAUAGACAUGACCGCACCUACUAUGUGCUUGAUGAUAACCGCCUGUACCGUCUGACGGAAGCGCCGCCCCCGCCUCCAAAGCCGAAAAAGAACACCAAGAAGGCGAGGGCAGCCCUGCGCACGAGCAAACGGAGACGCACGGAAUCUGGGGCUGUCAGCGAAGCUGAUGAUGCUGGUGAUGAGGCUUCGGAGGCCGGUGCACCUGCUGCGCCUGAAGAUGAUGGUCUCGGGGGCAUGAAAUGGGAAUGUCUAGCUGUCAAUCUGGCCGAGGUUCGCCAGUUCUUGUCUACCAUUGAGAAGACCAAGGAUCCCAACGAGAAGAUCCUGCGCGAUCAAAUACAGCAACACUUGGUUCCCAUCCUCGAAAAACAGGAAGAAUCGAAGAAGAGGAAGCAGCUCCAGAAAGAAAAAGAACUGCUCGCGCUGGAGAAGUUGGCAAAUGCAAAGAGAUCGAGCCGCAUUGCUAGCAAGCUAGAGCAGAAGAGGCUAGAGGAACAAGCCAGGGAAGAAGAACGUAAAAGACGAGAAGAGGAGGAAGCCAGGAGGAAAGCCGAGCUUCAGCGGCUGAAAAUGGAGCGCGAGAGGGACAAGCGCAUCAUGGCCCGGGAGAUGCGACUCAGGGAGCGAGAAGCUCGCCGUCGGCUACACGAGGAGGAGUUGGCUCAGUUGUCUGAGGAUGGCAAGGCAGCGAGCAGUGCAUCAGGCCGCAUGUCGGAGCGGCGGCGGCUCGCAGAAAUUGAAAGAGCCAAGAAGGCCCUGGAACAGCUUGAGCAGGAAGAAGAGGACUGGAUUUUUGACUGCAUAUGCGGCGUCUACGGCCGGGUCGACGACGGAACUCACAGCGUGGCCUGCGAACGAUGCAACACCUGGCAACACAGCAAGUGUCUUGGCAUCAAGGAGGAAGAAGCAGAGAGAGAAGAUUUCCACUUCAUCUGCAGCACGUGCCGCCGGCGGGAAGAACAAAAAAGAAACCAGCUACGCCCGCGAAUUAUUAAGCUCAAGGUCCAUCGAGACCAUGAUCCGGCUGAGCCAGUGGCAAAGGAAGCGGACAAAGAUGCCACCGAACUUCAAGGAUCCCACACGAAAGUGGUGGGCGAACUUCAGUCGAAGCAUCCCGACGACUUCCACGAGUCUUCUGUAUCUCGUACUGAGCAGUACAUGCCACGUCCGUCAACACAGGAACAAGGAACCGCCGUACCCGAUACUCAGCGUUCCGCUCCCGACUCUUCGUCCAUGCAACCAUCAGCGGCUAAACAGACAGGCAAUCCAUUUGCGUCUCUCUAUCCGAGCCUUCUGCCCCCCGAUCGACAGUUAAUUAGGUCUAGCGCGGUCCCCUUGACGAACAACGAGUCUGCAUCCAGACUGGUCAGCAACAAUCAAUAUCUGGGAUUGGUCGGCGACGAGGCGAAGUCGACUGGCAGUGCUCUUUCUCUGGGCGUCGAAGGCGGGAGUGGCAUCUCGCCAUCAAAGCAGCCCUCUCCUCUUUUCCCAUCUCCAACAAAGCCAGCCCUACCAGGUCUCGCGUCCUCGACCGGCACAGUACCCACUGGCUCUGCAACUAUCGGCGGCACCAUAUCUAUCAAGACGCCUCUCCCCCAGCUCGCCCCAGUUCCCCAGCCGCGUGACGCAAGUCCAGAGUCUGGCUCAUCGCCACUCCCGCCCUCGAGUGCGGGCUUGUCGCCGGUUAAGCAGUCUCCUCCUCAGCAUCAAGCCAACGGGACUUCCGCCAACUCGGCGAUAGGCACCCACCAUCCAACUGCCUCGGUGUUUCCGCCUGUCGCGGCUCUCUCGCCCUCUCCACGGCAGCAGAUCCUGACGCCUCCUGUCAAGCCUGCUGAGCCUGUCAGACUGCCACCUCCGCAACUGUCACAAAACAUGCCUACCCCAAGGCUCGUGCCGUCUCCCCCUUCACAGCAGUGA
Messenger RNA from Thermochaetoides thermophila DSM 1495, 2499 nucleotides. RefSeq names its product PHD zinc finger-like protein. The record is from RefSeq and is a predicted model, not a curated record. The transcript has 4 exons. Gene Ontology annotation, biological process: regulation of DNA-templated transcription. Lineage: Eukaryota; Fungi; Ascomycota; Sordariomycetes; Sordariales; Chaetomiaceae. The coding region runs from base 1 to 2499 and encodes 832 amino acids. Gene Ontology annotation, cellular component: RSF complex.